Molecule: messenger RNA, 591 nt
Organism: Rotaria sp. Silwood1
Lineage: Eukaryota; Metazoa; Rotifera; Eurotatoria; Philodinida; Philodinidae
Source: the annotation of a GenBank genome assembly
AUGUCGAUGCCUGGACACGCGAUUGGCAAUGUUACCAGUGAGAUUCCACCGUAUGAUGUUCUCGCCGGAAAGGAUGGAUAUGAAAUUCGUCGCUAUCAGAAACAACUAUGGGCACAAAUUACCUACGAAGUUCCAUUAAAUACUGAAUUUAUGUCUGAAAUGGGUACUGGCUUCUUUCCAUUACAUAAAUAUAUUUUUGGUAAUAAUAUAAGUGGAACAAUAAUACCUAUGACAGCACCUGUCAUUAUACAAGAAAUAACAGAUAAUCAAGUAAUCAAACGAACAAUGACAUUCAUAAUGUCACCGUCAAGGUUUAGUUCAUUGGAUCAAUUACCAACUGCCAUUGAUACGAAUAUUCGUAUGGUUGAAGAGCCGAACACACGUAAUGUCGCUUGUAUUACAUUCAAUAUGACAAUGACACAUGAGAAAAAUGCAACAAAAGAACAAGAACUUCGAGAAGCUGCACAUCGAGAUGGUCUCAUAUUGUCGUCAGAUAGAAAUGAUGUCAUGUAUUUUGGUUACAAUCCUCCAUUCACUAUUCCUUACUUUCGACGAAAUGAAAUCUGCAUACCAAUUGUUGCUCAACAAUAA